GGCCAGGACGGUCGUCGCCCGGAGCCUAGGUCUCCGCCCCCACCCCACCCCCGGCAGGGUGGGCUCCGCCCUCGCUCCGCCAGCGGGGCCGUCAGGUGAUCGCAGGCUGGCGCGGUCACGUGGACCGGGCGGGCGGGCGCGCCCGAGCUGGCCAUGGCGGCCGCGGUGUCCGGUGUGGUGAGGCGGGUGGAAGAGCUCGGGGACCUGGCUCAGGCCCACAUACAGCACCUUAGCGAAGCCGCGGGGGAAGACGAUCACUUUUUAAUUCGGGCCUCUGCAGCUCUAGAAAAAUUGAAACUCUUGUGUGGAGAAGAGAAAGAAUGUUCAAAUCCAUCCAAUCUUUUGGAACUGUACACACAGGCCAUAUUGGACAUGACAUAUUUUGAGGAGAAUAAACUAGUAGAUGAAGAUUUUCCUGAAGACUCUUCUCCCCAGAAAGUAAAAGAGCUCCUCAGUUUCCUUUCAGAACCAGAAAUUUUAGUUAAAGAAAACAAUAUGCAUCCCAAACUAUGUGAUUUGCUUGGGGAUGAGCUACUGGAAUGCCUCUCUUGGAGACGAGGAGCCCUGUUAUAUAUGUAUUGUCAUUCUCUAACUAAGAGAAGAGAGUGGCUCUUGAGAAAAUCUAACUUGCUUCAGAAGUACCUUGUUGAUGGGAUCAAUUACUUGCUGCAGAUGCUAAAUUAUCGAUGCCCUAUCCAGUUAAAUGAAGGUGUUUCUUUCCAAGACCUAGACACAGCUAAAUUACUAAGUACAGGAAUAUUUAGUGAUAUUCAUGUGCUGGCUAUGAUGUACAGUGGAGAAAUGUGCUACUGGGGAUUAAAGCACUGCCCAGAUCCACAGUCAGAAAAUCCUGAAGUUGAUACUGAUGCUUUUGGAGCGAGCUGCACCACACACAAAGAACCUUUGGAUUUCCGAGAAGUGGGAGAAAAAAUCCUGAAGAAGUAUGUGUCGGUGUGUGAAGGACCUCUGAAAGCGCAGGAGUGGAGCACAGCCAAUGCAAAGCAGAUCCUCAGCUUCUUUCAGCAGCGCUGCAGCUAGGUGGUCAUCUGUCCUCCCAACUGAGAGAAGUAAAGAUGGGUGAACCGGAAAAGAAGGCUUCAGAGAAGGAGCUCUGCUACACUGAUCUUGAGAAUAGUACACUACGUGAAGAUGCCCAAUGUGGCCACCCUUCUUUAAUGCUAUCACCUUUCAUUGUAUAGUCUUAAUCUGUGAAAAAAGUAUUCUCCAAUUUCUAAAAUGGCAUAUAUGUUAUUCUAACUGAACUUGAACUACAUACAAUCCUGCCACUGAUAAGGAGGAACCCAAUGUAGAUUGACAGUUGUUUUCUAAUACUUUAGGUUAUAUUUCAUUGUAGUAAAGUAUAUGUAACACAAAAUCUCCUUAUUUUGAAGUAGGCAUACUUCAAAGAUGAAAAUCAGUUUUCCUCCUUGUUUCAAAUAUAUACUAUAAGUAUAAAUGUAGGCAAUUAAAAAAUUAUAACUAAUAUUUAGACUUCAUUUCCAGUAAGCUAAAUAGCAAAAUAUUUUAAAAACGAAUCAUUGUAUUUAUUUUGCCAUAUGUUACUAAUAAUACUUAAAUUAUUGACUUAGCUAUUUUAUAAAUUAUUUUCUUAUUUUGUUUAAAACAAAAACUGCAUGGUGUUUCCAAUAAUGAAGAUAAAAAUCAGUGUAGAUGGUUCUGUCAUUAGUUCAGGGCACAUCUUUGCCUAAUGAACUUUACAUAUGUUUUGCCUUUAUUAGGAUUGACAUGCUGAUGGUCAGAGAGCCUCGUUUGCUGUCUUGCUCACCGUCUUCCUGCCUACCUCAACUCCUGUUGUCUUGGGAUGGUCUGUAUGAUGAGACCUUCUGACGCGCUAGACUUUUGUCCCAGUGAUAUCUGUACAUCUGGUCAUUUCUGUUACUGCUCCUUGAGUAUCAGCCAUACUCAGUUUCUUUUUCUAAAAUCUUAAAUUUCAGUAACAGAUGACAGUUCUCAUCUUUUCAGCUUUUAAAAUGCCCUUGUUUGUAUUGGUUUUUCUCUACUUUCAUUCUACAGCUUUCAUCCUUUUUGCAGGUUCGUUCUUGACUGUUGUCCUAACUCUUGAGCAGGGAACCUUUUUCAUGACUUCUUUACCCUGCACCUCAUGGGGCUUCAUCGGAACUACUGUCCCUUGGUCUUCAUUCUUCUCUUUUGUCUUUAGCAGGCUCUCAGCACUGGGUUAAUCCUUCCUCGGCCAUUUAUUCUUAGGAGGCUCAGUUCUAUGGAAGGCAUGUAGUCCUUCCAAGUGUGUUACUACAUGUAUGACUUCACUUAGAAGAACCCUAACUGCAAGCGACAAGGUGCCUGUCCUUCCCACUGUGGUAGAGUCCAAUUUCAUUAGUCACUUCUACCUUGGUUCUUUAACAGGAAGUUUAGAUUCUAAGGGAGUCAACUUACAUUUACUCACUAUUCUGCUUUAAAAGAAAAAAUAGGCUGCUUGUUUUCUGUUGACUACUCUUUGCUAUUCCCUUUGUUUCUCUUGUUGUUUCUCAUUUUCUGCUUGUCCUCAUGAAGGGUCUGUUCUUUCUUCUGUCCUUCUUUCUUUUUAUUCCAAAUGCUCAUAUUAAGCAAUACCUUUCACGGCCAUUUGGCUUGUAAUAAUGCCUAUACCAGGCUGAUUUCCAUUCCAGGAACUUGAGCUCCAUUUCCCUUGUUCUCUGAAGUUUAUUUCUAACUGCCUAUUAAAUGUCUUCACUUGGACAAAUACUGACUGCACAAUAAUUUUAAGGUCAGUAUGAGCAAACAUCAAAUUUUUAGCCUUUAUGGGAAAUCCUCUUUGCUUCGUUUCCCCCAGUUUUGUGUAUUUUUCAAGUAGGGAAACAGAGGCCUACCUUCCCAUCCUCAUUUCUACAACACUCUCACUUGUGUUCUAGAUCAAUGGUUUUCACACAUCAAAACCCCAGGCUCCUUUUGAUAAACAAAAUUCUAAAUGAGCAUUGGAAGUCAGGGGAGAUUCCUCCAUCCCUGCUAUAUCUCCUGGCCUGUCUUUAUACAACCAAGAUUUUUAUCUAACCUAGCAUUUUAGCAAGUUUUAUUAUGAAAAUACCUUAGCUUUCUAAAAUUAAAUGAUCUUUAAUGUGCUUUUUAGAAGCACAGGCUUCUUCAGUGGGUCAUAAUCCAUUAAUCAAGUGCUUCCAGUACUUUUCCCAAAUGCACUUACGUUUUCCAACCUCAGUACCUUUGUAGACAUCAUUAUUUCUAGGCCCUUCUUUGUGGCCAGAUAAUACUUUACUUGUAUGAUGUACCUUUAGUAAUACUAUGUCCAAAGGCUUUUCUUCAGCCCUUUCCAGUAGAGAUUAGAUGUUCCUUUAUUUUUUCUAUCUUCCUUUCCCAUGUGACCACAGUUCAAUGUGUUGUAAUUAUUUUCCUUACUACUGAAUGAACUCCAUAUCUUAAAAUUUUACCUUUGCACAUACUGUUCUUUGCAUGGUAAGGUAGUAAUGUUUUUUGAAUUAGUGAGGCAUGAUUUGAAAUGCCAAAUUUUGCACAAAAGGGUUGCUGCUAUUGCAUUCCAAACUGCCAUGCCCUCUAUACCAGCAGUUGAUACAGCAAUGAGGAAUUUACUCCUCAGAGGAGUAAAGUGUUCCUUGGAUACUAAACCUGAGAAAAUAAGACUUCAUCUUCAGAAGCUGAGAGCUUCAAGUUUUGCCUUUAUGACCUUUGUGGACUCACUGGAUGGUACAAUUAUGAGGGUAUUCCUGGGUGCUUUUUGUGUAUUUUACUCCCUCCACCCAAACAAUUGGAGAACAAUUUGUAGACCAUGAUAGUUUCAGUACUUUUUACUGUGUUAUUAUAAAAGAACAACACAUUUUGUAUUCAUUUAAUCUUGAGGAGUAAAUUCUUUAUUUAGAAUGAAGUAACCUCAAAAUACAAAAUAUUCCACAUAUGGACAGUAAUUAAGCCUACAAUCAAUUCUUUCAACAGCUAUUGUAUGCCUACUACAUGCCAUAUCUUGUUCUAGGCACUGAGGAUAUAGCUUUGGAAACACCCUCCUAUUAUGGGGCUUUCAGUAGAGGAAGAAUAUAUACACUAUGCCAAGUGACAACACUAUAAAGCAUUAAGCAGGGUGUAAGGGACAAGUGACUUGGAGAUGGGUGCUAUCUUAUAAGGAGUAGUUGGAAAGGCACAUCUGGAAGCACCCAUCUUCAAUUUCCAUCCUGUUGUUUAGAUGCCUUGUAUAUUCAGUACAUUCAAAGAUUUUCUUACUGAAGUCACCACUUAAAACUUUCUCAUUUCUGUUGCAUUUAAUAGAUUUCUGAUCAGUGGUGUUCCUAAUCUAUACUGCCUAAAGGCCUUGGGCUUUUUAUUCAUUCCAGGUGGUUUUCUUUCUACCUUCCAUUUCCCUUUUCUGCCUUCUAUAAGGUUACUACUUCUGUCCACAGAAGCCAAAACUGUAGUUUCUUUAAUAUCACUUCCCUAUAUAUUUUAAACACAAUAUGAGGUAACAUAGUAUGGAAAUAUUAUAUUAAGAGGUACUUAAUAUAGUCACGAUUAAUUUAUACAUUAUAUAUUCAUGUUAGUGUUCAGCAGUUUUUGUUUUCCUACUUCUAGUGAAAAAUCACUAUCUUCAGUAUGAAUUCUCUGCUGUUUAUUAAGAUGUAAAAUGUUAUAGGAUUUUCCAUAAUCCUUAAAUGUUUAUCAUUCUUUACUCAGUAUGAAUUUUCUGAUGUGGAUUAGGCUUUAAGACUUGAUUGUGAGUUUGAGGCCAGCCUGGUCUAUAAAGAGAGUUUCAGAGUAGCCAGGGCUAUUAAACAGAGAAACCCUGUCUUAAAAAACAAAAACCAAAAGAAAAAAAAGGACUUAAGAGACUGUCUCUUGCUGUGUUUAUAGGCUUUCUGGCUACUGUGCAUUAUCUGAUGUUAAGGUACAUAUCAUUGACAUUCCCUUAUCUUUUACAUACAGUAGAAUGAGCUAAGAGUCAUGACUAAAAGGCCACCGUAAAGUUACAUUCCUAGCUUUACAGUCUGUGAUCAGUGCUUUGAUAGUCAUUAAAGUGUGAGUGCUGUGAAGGCAUUCUCAGAGUUACCUUCCUGACCUUUAAAAACCCACUGCUACUAACAUGGUCUACUUUUAGGUUGCUUGUCUCCUUGGUCUGUCUUCUAGGGCCCCUUUGUAACUCUAUGAAUACCCCAUCUGCCACAUAAUCCAGGAUCCCAUAGUUCUCUAGUAUUACUUACCUGAGUUCUUUUAAUAUAAAAUGAAAUACAUUAUGGAAGUAUUAUAUUAACAUAAGCUUAAUAUAACAGGAAUUAAAAGUAUUCAUUAUGUACUUAUGCUGGUGUUUAGUAGUUUUGUUUUACCAACUUUCAGUAACAUUUUUCAACUACAGUGUUUUGGAACCUAUGAUUAAUAAAAUAAAAUCACAUUCCCCUACUUGUUUCUUGUUUUAUAUUUUAUUCUUGCAUCAGAGUAAAAAUGUUUCCUCUCAGUAUGCUUUUCUAAUCUCUGAAUGCUAUUCUGGUCCUGAUAACUUGCAGAUAGGUUAGCAUAAUGAUUCAGAUUGUGAGUUCUGGGGCUAGAAGGCCUGAGUUAAAUCACAACCCUGCCACUUCCUAACUGUAACGCUUAUGUAAAUUAAUAAAUCUUCCUGACUUUUAAUAUUCUAUUUCUUUUUAUUAUUUUUAAGCAUGUUUAAAUGGUGUGUUUCUGUGCAUGUGGCCCAUGGAAGCUGGAGGCUUCAGAUCCUCUGGAGCUGAAGUUUCAGAUGGUUGUAAGUCACCUGAUGUGGGUGUUGGAACUCCAGCUUCCAUCCUCUGCGGGAGCAGGGGAAGCUCUUAACCAUGAUCCGUCUCUCUAGCCCCUUAAUCUUAUUUCAACAAGUAUUUCCAUAAUGAAUCUGAAUUCUUCCCGUUCAAUAGAUAAUUCACAUUUCCUCGAAAUGUAGGAGCAGUGGCGUCUCGUUUCUUCAAUUUAACUGACUUAGUUUCUCAUGCUAAUUUUCUUUCUCUGAAUACGAAAAAUAAAACACAACUUAGGAGGAGAAAUGUCAUCUAAGUAAUUAAUUCAUAAGUCUUUUCCUGAUAAGCCGGUGGUUGACCUAUUCACUAUUAGCAAUGGCAUGUGGAAUAAUAGUCAUUUUAGAUUCAGAUUCUCACGGAGCCUCAGUUGCCCCGGCACCAAGCUUUGUUGAAUCUCUGCUUGUCAUUUAGAUCCUCGGGUACUAUUUUUUGAAUAAAGGGUUCUGUUGAAAGCAUUUAGGGUCUACUACUGAGCCGUAAGUUCUGGUACAUGCUGGCUUAUAUUGUUAAGUAUCUGUCACUUCACUGUUCAUACACUAGCAACUGUUUCCUGUAGCCUUGUGUGUUCUUUAAAGAUUUAAUGUUUAUAAAGAUGUGGGUCUUGCCUUCUACUUUGAAGUUAUAAAAUGGGAUUAAUUUUUAAACACUCUAUGAACUAGAUGUAGGAGAACAUUUUGACAAUAGAGGUUAAAACAAUUAUAUAUGCAAGAUCAAAAAAUUUAAAUAUUUUCCAAAAAAUAAUAUAGCUUCAUGUCUUGGAAUGGUAAACAGUUACAGGUUGACAAAGAUUUUAAACUAAAUUAUGUGGAAUCCACCUACCAUGCUUGUUAUCAAGAACAGGAUUUUACUUACACCUUCAGGUUAUUUUGAUUGGGAUGUAGUUUGUCUUACUGUGGUGUAACAUGUUUUGGUCCUUACUAAAUAUUCUUAAAAGAUUUUAAAUAAUUUAGCAUGAGAAUAUUAAAGUAUCCCAUGUAAGUAACAAGUCUAGAUUUGGAACGGAUUUGGGGAUUAGAUUAAUCUACUUGAAAAUGACUGACACAUGCUACUACACAGGUGUUUGUGUCUUUCCUAAAGAAACUGUAUCCAGCGCUGUAUAAUAUUAUUUUGUUCUAUAGUCUACCUCUGGUUUCUUAAAUUUCUUUUAAAUUAAGAUUAAAGUGAACAGAACAGA
Peromyscus leucopus (white-footed mouse) is the source of this 6930-nucleotide messenger RNA. It is a transcript of the gene Rimoc1, whose product is annotated as chromosome 11 C5orf51 homolog. The transcript has 6 exons. The coding region runs from base 154 to 1038 and encodes 294 amino acids. Gene Ontology annotation, biological process: mitophagy. NCBI's taxonomy places the organism in Eukaryota, Metazoa, Chordata, Mammalia, Rodentia, Cricetidae. The record is from RefSeq and is a predicted model, not a curated record.